Prunus persica (peach) is the source of this 675-nucleotide messenger RNA. RefSeq lists its product as uncharacterized. The record is from RefSeq and is a predicted model, not a curated record. Lineage: Eukaryota; Viridiplantae; Streptophyta; Magnoliopsida; Rosales; Rosaceae. Bases 223 to 438 code for a protein of 71 amino acids. The transcript has 2 exons.
GAAAAAAACCAUUAUUUGAGUAAAGUACUUUCAGAAAAAAAGAAAAGAAAAAAAAAAAGCUGAGGUGUGGGAAUUGGGUCAUCGACGCAGCCAAACGGUGGAUAGAUGGACAUACGCAUAGCUGAGCAUUUCAAUUGAAAGGAAAUCUAAAUUAGAAGAAAGAGAGACUGAGAGAGAGAGAGAGGGAGAGGGGCCAGUCGAAAGCAGAGGAGGUAAGCAAAAAUGGGGGGAGGAAUGGAAGCAAACAAGAACAAGUUCAUAGAGGAGUGGGGCUCAGCAAGAGAAAAUCUCGAGCACAACUUCCGCUGGACUCGCCGCAACUUUGCCCUUGUUGGCAUUUUCGGCAUCGCCAUCCCUAUCUUGGUCUACAAGGGCAUCGUCAGAGAUUUCCACAUGCAAGAUGAGGAUGCAGGCAGACCAUACAGGAAGUUUCUAUGACUUAUCCAAGAAUGUUUGACAAUAACUGUGGGACUAGUGAUAGAACAUUCCCUAUGGGACCACAAAUUUCCCUUUCCUGGUAGAGGGGAAGUAUUUCCUUUUCUUUGUUGAUCUACGGAACGUAAUACUAAAGGAAUUUGCAUUGUUGUUGAAUUGUAUUUGUCUGUUACGAAUACUGCACGGUCAAUGGUAAACUUAUGUCUUUUUAAAUACUUUAUCCAGUUUGGUUUAUCAGAA